AUGCUGUAAAAUAAGUGAAAGAAGGGUCCAUUUUGAAAAGCACUGUGUAGUCGAUAUUUCCGUAGUAUCUUACCUACAAAAGAGUCGAUUGAGCCCUGCAAGGUGAAUGGGCGAUGGGCAUCAAGAGCAAAUAAGUAAAAAUAGGUUAAGAAAGAGAUGGAGAGACGGAAACAACGAAAUAAGGAAUAAAACUGGAAAACUGAUGAAUUGUCCUGUGUAAGAU
Messenger RNA from Acanthoscelides obtectus, 223 nucleotides. Lineage: Eukaryota; Metazoa; Arthropoda; Insecta; Coleoptera; Chrysomelidae. The record is from the annotation of a GenBank genome assembly.